Fusarium graminearum PH-1 is the source of this 1626-nucleotide messenger RNA. RefSeq lists its product as uncharacterized. NCBI's taxonomy places the organism in Eukaryota, Fungi, Ascomycota, Sordariomycetes, Hypocreales, Nectriaceae. The record is from RefSeq and is a predicted model, not a curated record. The transcript has 3 exons. Bases 1 to 1626 code for a protein of 541 amino acids.
AUGUCCCGUGUAAGGGCCACCGACUUUGAGGAAAGGGAUUAUUACCCCGCUCCUCGACGAUCUGCUCCUGAGGGACUCGAUGAGGUCGAUUACCGCCGCCGCACCGUUACAAUCAGCCCUCCCCCGCGAGAGGAGUCUCGCACACCCGCCUUUCUGCGAGACGAUGGUCGACGAUCCGAAGCUGGCCCUAUGGUCCUGCGCCAGCGUCAAGUAGAGACUAUCGACCGUCACCGACCCAGAAGUCCCAGCCCUAUCGCUCGCGUUCGAGAGGAGCGCAUCAUUCGAAGGCCCCGCAGUAUCUCACCCAGCCACCACUCCUCUCACCACUCUUCUCACGAUCUUGACCAUGACCACGAGCACGAGCGUUCUCGCACCAGAGUUUACGAGCGAGAGCGAGUCAGGGAACCUUCUCAGCCACCUCCCAGACGAGCUCCUUCGCCAGCCCGUGUUGUGCGAUAUGUCGAGCGACCAAAGUCGCCUUCUCCCCCACCUCCUCCACCAGUCGAAGAGCGGGAGCGCAUUCGCACCCGCAUCGUUGAGCGUGAAAGAGCUCCUUCGCCUCCUCCUGCACCAAAGCCUUCUCCUCCACCUGCUCCGCCCCAGACAAUCCGCGGACCAACCAUUGAGCGAGAAGUUAUCACGCACUACCGUGAUAUCGACCAUGGCAUGAUCAAAGCCAGACCCCCCACACCUCCUCCUCAGCCCAAGCCCCAGCCUCGUGCCCCGUCUCGAGUCCGAGAGCGGGAGACUGACAUUGACAUCUCCCUCUCAAGGAACAAGACCGAGGUGGAUAUUUCUCGCACAACUCGCACAAGAUCACAGAGCCAGGAACGACGAUCCGACUUCCGCGACGAUGAGCUCGUGGUUCGACGAGAAUCCGAUUCCCGUCGCCGAGCGCAUUCUGCUGCUCCUCUACCCACACCUAGCGCUGUAGAUGAAGAGGGUGACUACCUCACCGGAAAGAUUGAUUCUCGAGGUAGAAUGGGCGAGGCUUGGGGCGGUGCAACCAAGGACUGGACUCUCGUGGAUGUUCCUCCAGGCACUGAGCGCAUCCGAAUGGAUGGAAUCGGUGGUGGCAGCACUGAGACACAGUGGACAAGAUACAGCGGAGCUAGAAAGAGCAAGUUCAUCCCCGAGAGAGAUGGCCAGCCUUCUCCAGCCCCUGUACCAUCCCCCAAGCCUGCUAUCAGGGAACCUUCUCCUCCCCCAACCCGUGACACACGGGUGAACGUGUCAAUCUACGACCGUGAGCGAGAAAUCGAUAUUGAGAGAACCCGCUCGGUUUCUCGACCUGCUCCUCCACCGCCCAAGGAUAUGUGGACCGAGAUCACCAAGGACCUCGUUAUCCGUGAGGCCAUUGAGAGCUCUGGAUACGAAUAUGAGGAGACCAAGGAGUUCUACUACAUCAUGGACUAUCUUAAAUAUGAUGAUGUUCUCCGCCUGGUUGACAUUUCAGAUGAGAUCCGACGAUCUCGAAAGCAGCGCGCACGAGAGCUUGAGUAUGAGAGAGAAUACCAGUUUGAUUAUGAGCGCGACCGUACCCGACACAGCCACCCUCGCUGGGACGAGGUGACGGAGCGCGAGACGUUUUACGAUAGCCGUCCUCCCCGGGGCUAUCUUCGUUAA